AUGGUCUCACAACUACUUAAAAGCCGGCAAGGAGUUCACGCCAUUGAAGAUGCCCUAGCCACAAAUGAAGACACUCUUAUGGACUUCAUGGGAGAUGCCACUGAAGAGAACAUAGAGGAGGUCAACUAUAUUGGAGGAAACUAUGGGAAUAGAGGAUUCAAUCAAGCAUUCCGAGCUCAUCCAAACCUAUCAUACCGGAGCAACAAUGUAGUA
Messenger RNA from Microthlaspi erraticum, 213 nucleotides. The record is from the annotation of a GenBank genome assembly. Lineage: Eukaryota; Viridiplantae; Streptophyta; Magnoliopsida; Brassicales; Brassicaceae.